This is a messenger RNA of Fusarium falciforme, 3531 nucleotides long. Its product is annotated as Ubiquitinyl hydrolase 1. Gene Ontology annotation, biological process: protein deubiquitination; regulation of protein stability. The record is from RefSeq and is a predicted model, not a curated record. Lineage: Eukaryota; Fungi; Ascomycota; Sordariomycetes; Hypocreales; Nectriaceae. The coding region runs from base 1 to 3531 and encodes 1176 amino acids. Gene Ontology annotation, molecular function: cysteine-type deubiquitinase activity; cysteine-type endopeptidase activity; protein binding. Gene Ontology annotation, cellular component: nucleus; cytosol. The transcript is spliced from 10 exons.
AUGGCCUCAAAUCGUCGCGAGCUGCCGCAUCACAUCAGGCCCUUAGCUGACCGUCGCACUCUCCCGCAGACUCACGAUGUCCAUUCCCCGAACGACAUGGUCAUGGACACGGACGAUUACAUCAGCGUCGCCAACGAGCCCGAGAACGUCGCCAUCAUCAACCCCGACAACCUCGAGCAUGGCGAAGCCGAUCAGCUGCAAGAUCUCCCCAUGGCCAACGACCGCGAUGCCAUUCUUUCCAAGCUCCCCACGCUAACCGUCAUCAUGGCUUUAGACGAGGCGAUGAAGGAGCUCUGCCUCCCACCGUUGAUCGAUGAACCCAAGAUCCUUGGAGACUACAACCAUACCUGGACCGUCGAGAACUGGCGCACUCUGAGCAAGAAGGAGCAUGGGCCUAUUUUCCAGGCUGGCGGCUUCCCAUGGCGCAUUUUGCUCUUCCCACAUGGAAACAAUAUAGAUCAGUGCUCCAUCUACCUUGAGCAUGGCUUCGAAGCCGAUAGCGUCCCCGAGAAUUGGAGCUGCUGUGUGCAGUUCGCGCUCGUGCUAUGGAACCCGAACGACCCAAGCCUAUACGUCCACCAUGCUGCCCACCAUCGGUUCACCAAGGAUGAGGGCGACUGGGGCUUCACCCGCUUCGUCGAGCAUCGGCGUAUGUUUAAUGUACCAUGGGAGGGUGGUAGUCGACCGCUCUGCGAAAACGACACGGCCAACAUCACCGCCUACCUUCGCCUAGUCGACGAUGAGACGGGUGUGCUGUGGCACAACUUUAUCAACUAUGACUCGAAGAAGGAGACGGGCUACGCUAUCUACGGAAUCCCCACCGAGAACGACCCGAGCAUGCACAACAGCACUUAUACCCUACAACGACUAUUUUACCAACUACAGACCUCUGACCAGGCGGUGGGAACCAACGAGCUCACAAAAUCAUUCGGCUGGGAUACCCGACACAUCUUCGAGCAACAGGAUGUCCAAGAAUUCUCUCGCAAACUCAUGGAGAGAAUGGAGGAGAAGAUGAAGGGAACCGAAGCCGAGAAUGUCUUGCCUGGGAUGUUCAGCGGCAAGAUCAAGACUUACAUUUCGUGCAUCAACGUCGACUACGAAUCCAGCCGUAUCGAGGACUUCUGGGACAUUCAGCUGAACGUCAGCGGCAACAAGAACCUUCUCGAGAGCUUCCAGGACUACAUUCAAGUGGAGAAAAUGGAUGGCGAGAACCAGUACUUUGCCGGUGACGAGCACAAGCUUCAGGAUGCCAACAAGGGUGUCAUUUUCACCAGCUUCCCGGAUGUCCUGCACCUGCAACUGAAGCGGUUCGAAUAUGACAUUCAACGCGACAUGAUGAUGAAGAUCAACGAUCGAUACGAAUUCCCUGAAACGUUCGACGCCGCGCCGUAUUUGUCCGAGGAUGCUGACAAGUCUGUCCCGUGGACGUAUCAGCUUCACAGUGUCCUGGUUCACAGUGGUGACCUUAACGCAGGCCACUACUAUGCCUUCCUGAAGCCCGCGCAGGAUGGCUGGUUUUAUAAGUACGAUGACGACAAGGUGACCAAGGCCACGCUGCGGGAGGUGAUGGAGGAGAACUUUGGCGGCGAGUAUCGAACGGCCAACGGCUAUCCACGCGCCCCCCUGCAGAAGAAGGUCCCGAUCAUGCGCCAAAACAGCGCGUACAUGUUGGUGUACAUCCGCCAGUCGCGCAUAGACGAUAUCCUCUGUCCAGUCACCAAGGACGACAUUCCGCUUCACCUCAAACAAAAAUUUGAGGAGGAAACGGCCCAACGUGAGGCCAGGAAGAAGGAGCAAAGAGAGGCGCAUCUGUACAUCUGGGCCAAGGUGAUCACCGAUAAGUCUUUCCAACAAUUUAGCGGAACCGAUCUGUGCCAAUUCGAUGCGAAUCCCGACGUGGACCCAGCUGCACCAAGCUACUACCGAGUGCUCAAAGCAAUGACCAUGGAGGAAUUCGUGGGACAAGUUGCAGCAGACAUGGGCGAGGAUCCACGCAGGGUGCGGUUGUGGCUCAUGGUGAAUCGGCAAAACAAGACAAUCCGCCCCGACCAGCCGAUCAUGGACCUACGGCCUACAGUAGACGAAACCUGCUCUCGAUCAGCUGCUCACCGGGAUUCAAGUCUCCGUGUGUGGGCUGAAGUUGCUGAGGAAGUCAAUGCAGAUGGUGAGGCAAUCUGGCCUUCGUACCAGAGCCAGCCAAACGGCGUGAUUAUGAAGAACGAGGUCAUCCUGCUUCUCUUGAAGCACUUCGAUAUCGAGACUCAAUCUCUAAGGGGUGUUGGCCACGUCUACAUCUCCAAGGAGAAGAAGGUAGAGGAGCUUGUCCCCCUUAUCAUGAAGAAGAUGGGUUGGGGAGACAAGCUACCAGCCGACGAGAAACUUUCCCUCUGGGAGGAAAUCAAACCGACCAUGAUCGAGCCUUUGAAGCCUAAGCAGUCUUUGAAGGUUGCAGAACUGCAGGACGGAGACAUCAUUUGCUUCCAGCGAAGCACAGAGCGCAAGGCCAGUAUGGAGAAGCGCUCUGGCGACAAGCCUAUGCAAGAAACGGUCAACACAUCAGAGCACUUUGAGGAUGCGCGCGAGUAUUACGAUUUCCUUGAGCAUAAGCGAACUGUCAAGUUUCAUCCUCACCCUACCCGGUGUGACCAGGCUCAAUACCCUCCUUUCGAGCUGGUGCUCAACUCUAAGAUUACGUACGACACGCUCUCGGAACGGGUUGGAGCUCAUCUGGCUGUGCAACCCACUCACAUUCGGUUCUGGACUGUGAACGCAUCAACCCAGAAUCCCAAGACACCCGUGAGACGAGGAGCAAACCCAACACUGCGGCAGAUUCUAAACCCGAUGGGCUCCACGGCGCUCAACUCAACCCAACGGAACGACGCAUUCUACUUUGAAGUGCUUGAGAUGAGUCUCGCUGAGCUGGACACCAAGAAGAGCAUCAAGGUGAUCUGGCUGAGCGAGGGCAUCACCAAGGAGGAUCAAUACGAUCUCCUUGUCCCCAAGACGGGUACAGUCGACGACGUGGUCGAGGCAUUGAUCAAAAAGGCGCAACUUCCAAGCGAGGCUGAAGCUGGUAGGAUACGGGUGUACGAGACCAGCUCGAACCGAUUUUACCGAGAGCCGCUCCGCGAGCAUCCUGUCAUGAACCUUAACGAGUAUGCACAGAUCUAUGCUGAACGUGUUCCUCAAGAGGAGGCGAACGCCGAUGAGAACCACUUCAUCCAGGUUUUCCACUUCCAGAACGACGUCAGCCGAGUUCAUGGUGUACCUUUCAAGUUCUUGGUCAUUGAAGACGAGAAGUUCGCCGACACAAAGAAGCGGCUGGAGAAGCGAACUGGAAUCAAGGGCAAGAGCUUUGAGAAGAUCAAGAUCGCGGUGGUGCGACGGUCUAACUACUCGAAACCACAAUAUCUCAACGAUGACGACGUAUUAUCAUCCUUUAUACAAGGGGAGGAUGACUACCUCGGGUUCGACCAUGUAGACAGGACAAGGACGCUGAGGAACGGCGUUGGGGACCUGUUUCUUCGAUAA